AGAAAAGCUCUAUUACACUAGCAUGAUUGUAUUUAUUUUUUAUUUUUUUCGCAGAUGCCACUCAGUCUUGUAUCUAAUGCAGUGAAAUGCAGGCCACUUUUUUUCUUUCUUUUUUUUUAUCAUAUAGUGUACUAAUGUUUCUGUAAAUUAUAGCAAGUCCACAGCUGCCCAGCAUCAAUAUUUAUGGAGGUGAGAGGACGGGUGACACCAUCACAGUAGUAUGUUCAGUUUUCCACACGUGUCCAUACAGAAAACCAAACAUCAUUCUGAAUGAUAUAGAAGGAUCUGACAAAAUCAAGGAUGAGUCUAUUAAAGAUGGCCUGUGGAAAAUCACUCUGACACGCACAGGUGUCGUAAAGACAGAAAGCUUGAGUAUUAAGUGUUCAGUAACACAUUAUGGUGGCAUAAAAGUAACUGCUACAGAGGUCAAAAGUGCAAAAUGUGAGUAAACACAAAUAUGAACUGCUUUGUGUGAUAUUAGCUGUAAGUUAAUUUGAAAUGUUACAUUGUAAUCUAUUACAAGAUUUCAGUUCAAUUUCAGGUGUUCAUCAUAAAAUAACGAUUGAGCCUGAACUGGCAGAUGUCACAGAGGGUGUCGCAAAGAGCUUCGUUUGUAGUGUCCACCAUUCCUGCCAGAAAGAGAAUCCAACCAUCACAUGGAACUAUGAGAACAUGCAGGUCACAAAGAGGUUCAUGUGUGGUAAUACCGUGCAGUUUCAAGAUGAAGGAGGAAUAUCUCACUCGACUUCAGGUUCUUUGGGUCACCGAAAAGGGUGGCUAUAUGUUCCACACUAACCCAAGCAACAUCUUAUACAACUUCAAGGGCCACACAAGACUCCUCGGAAACCCGGAUGAGCAGAACUGUACUGUGGAGAUGGAUAAUGUUCAAACUCAUGACAAUGGGCCGUUCUGUUUUCGAGCAGAAAGAGAGCUGGUGAGGAAAUUUAACCACUGACUAAUUAAAAUUCAAAACAUUCCAAAACCUGUAAUGUCAUCCGUCCCUGAAGACAUCGAGCACAGGACACGCGUCGCUGUCAAAUGCUCAGUCAACCACACAUGCUCCACUCACCCUCCUGAAAUCACCUGGAGCGUCCCAACAGCUCGAGAAACUAUCAGCCACAAUCACAUGGGUGGAGGCGUCUGGGAAACAGUGUCCGCUGUGACCUUUAUUCCAACUGGAUAUGAAGAGAAAGAUGAAAUUGUCUGCACUGCCAACUUUUGGGGCGGUAAAACACAGGAAAAUACUGCCUUCCUGCUUCAGUGGCUUAGAUUGGAGACUCUUGGCUCUACUGUCAUUGCUCCCUCACUUGUGUUCAUCCUCAUUUGUGUACUUGCUGGUGUCUUCAUAUAUAAAAUACGACAGAGACAACUUCAUCCAGAUAUGCAGGGAUCACGAUCACAAUCUGAGAAGUAUGCACGAUAA
Molecule: messenger RNA, 1423 nt
Organism: Onychostoma macrolepis
Lineage: Eukaryota; Metazoa; Chordata; Actinopteri; Cypriniformes; Cyprinidae
Product: myelin-associated glycoprotein
Exons: 4
Source: RefSeq, a predicted model, not a curated record